Saccharomycodes ludwigii is the source of this 2058-nucleotide messenger RNA. RefSeq names its product ubiquitin-binding SDF ubiquitin ligase complex subunit MET30 (gene MET30). The transcript has a single exon. Gene Ontology annotation, molecular function: protein binding. The record is from RefSeq and is a predicted model, not a curated record. Lineage: Eukaryota; Fungi; Ascomycota; Saccharomycetes; Saccharomycodales; Saccharomycodaceae. The coding region runs from base 1 to 2058 and encodes 685 amino acids.
AUGAAUAUAUCUGAUCUAAUUCAGCAACAAUCACAAAACAGAAAGAAUAAUUACCAGCAUAAAAAUGGUAAUAACAACAAAACUGGUAAUCCAAUCCCAAUUUCUACUGUAUUAAAAAUGAAAGAAAAUAAUUCUAGUAAUGACAUUAAUAAGAAACGUACAAUAGAAACAAUAAAUACACCUUCCUCUAUGGUUACAAAAUCACAAAUAAUUCAGGAAGAAAAAAGAAUAUGUACAAGGUCUCCGCCACAAUAUAGUUUUACUAGAUACUGUUAUCGUCACAAUCCGGACUACCAUAAAAAUGUAAAACUGGAUGGUACUUCUUCUUCUUCAAGUGAUAGCAAUACCCCGGAACCCAACUUGCUACAGCAGAUAUGUGGGGAAGAUGGCGAUUUUCAAAAAAAAUUAGAUUUAUAUUGCCCCUCCACUAAAGAUCAGCAAGAUAUUCAAAAAAUAUUGACAAUUUUUAAUAAUAGUGGCAAUACACCGAUGAAAAAAGAACUGAUAUUGCAUGCACUAUUGAAUUUAUGUUGUUCGCCACAGCUAAGUUUUAUAUCACAACAAGUUACUUCAAUGAUUAAAAUUGAUUUUGUAUCCGAUUUACCCCAAGAGCUAAGUUUAAAGAUUUUGAGUUAUCUAGAUUGUUCUAGUUUGUGUGAAGCAAGUAAAGUCAAUAAAAAGUGGAAUUUGUUAGCCGAUGAUGAUCGGGUCUGGUAUCACAUGUGCGAACAGCAUAUCGAUAGGAAAUGCCCACAUUGCGGAUGGGGAUUGCCCCUACUACAUAUGAAGACAAGAAGAUUUGUGGAUAUUGCUGGACCGAAGCCCUUUUGUGAAUCUAGUUUAAAUUCCACUGCAACUCUGACUUAUGAUAACAACUCUAACAUCACAUUCAACAACCAUAACAGUAAAAAUAGCGGCAAUAAGAAUUUACUGCGGAAUAACAAGGCUGCUAACACUGUGGGCAACAAUAACACGGCAUCAAUUUUAGCUAGCGGUGGUUCUGUCAGCAGUGGAUGCAGUAACAACAAUAGUAACGCAGUUAUAAGAAAAACUAGGCCCUGGAAAGUUGUUUACAAAGAAAGAUUUAAUGUUGAACGGAAUUGGAGACGUGGCAACUGUAGAAUACAAGAGUUUAAAGGCCAUAUGGAUGGUGUGUUAGAUUGCAAAUUUAAUUAUGCUUGUUUAUUUACAGCAUCCUACGACUCAACCGUUGCAAUGUGGGACAUAAACAAUGGGAAAUUACUGAGAAGAUUUACUGGUCAUUCAAACGGGGUUAAGACAUUGUUAUUUGAUGAAUCUAAACUAAUUACUGGGUCGUUGGAUAAGACUAUUAGGGUUUGGAAUUAUCAUACUGGUGAGUGCAUCUCCACUUAUAGAGGCCAUACAGAUUCUGUUUUAAGUAUAGAUGCUUACAAGAAGAUUAUAGUUAGUAGUAGUGCAGAUACUACAGUCAAAGUCUGGCAUGUCGAAAGCAGAACUUGUUUUACGUUGAGAGGCCAUGAGAACUGGGUUAACUGUGUUAAACUACACCCUGCCAGUUUUACAUGUUAUAGUUGUAGUGAUGACAUGACAAUUAGGAUGUGGGAUAUUAGGACUAAUACGUGCCUAAAAAUCUUUAAAGGACAUGUUGGCCAAGUACAAAAGGUCAUUCCAUUAACGAUUAUAGACGAAGAAAACCUAGUGGCUGAUGUUCCUUAUGACAAAAACUACAAGGAUGACGUUAAUUUGCCCAAUAAUAAAACGUUGACGUAUCCAACACAUUUAUUAUCAUGCUCUUUAGAUAACACAAUUAAAUUAUGGCACAUACAAACUGGUAUAUGUGUCAGAACCCAUUUUGGUCAUGCAGAGGGGGUUUGGGAUAUAGCUUGUGAUAAUUUCAGGAUAAUAAGUGGGUCUCAUGAUACAACAGUUAAGGUCUGGGAUUUACAAAGUGGGAAGAUGAUUUACAGUUUUGACAAUGCACAUGAUGCUCCCGUUACCUGCGUUGCUAUUGGUGAUUCAGAGUUUGUUAGCGGUGACGAAAGUGGCAAGGUUUGUAUGUUUCAUUUUGAUAUAUAG